Molecule: messenger RNA, 1514 nt
Organism: Gossypium raimondii (Peruvian cotton)
Lineage: Eukaryota; Viridiplantae; Streptophyta; Magnoliopsida; Malvales; Malvaceae
Product: cytoplasmic tRNA 2-thiolation protein 1
Exons: 10
Coding region: 191-1258 (355 amino acids)
Biological process (GO): tRNA wobble position uridine thiolation
Cellular component (GO): mitochondrion; cytosolic tRNA wobble base thiouridylase complex
Molecular function (GO): tRNA binding
Source: RefSeq, a predicted model, not a curated record
AAAUUAAUAAAAUCAAAUCUUACUUUGGAACCUAUUAACAUUAUAUUUAAAUUGAAAAAAAGUAAAAUUUGUUUUCUUGGAUCAGAUUCAGCUUUAAUGCUUUAUUUUUACCGGGUUUCAUUUCUGUCUUGAACCCCACACUCGUGAAUUCUUCACCUCAGACGCAGUUCUCUUGAAACAUCCGUCAUUUAUGGAAGCCGAUUCAAAGCCAAAGAAAUCCGGAGCUCGACUGUGUUGCGUUUGUAACCAGAACAGGGCUGCCCUCAAAAGACCCAAAACCCUAGAGCAGAUAUGCAGGGAGUGUUUUUACGCGGUGUUUGAGGAGGAGAUUCACCAGGUAAUUUUGGAGAACCAGCUGUUCAAGCCUGGUGAGCGUAUUGCUAUCGGUGCCUCCGGGGGGAAAGAUUCCACUGUCCUUGCUUAUGUGUUAUCGGAACUGAAUCGACGACAUAACUAUGGCCUUGAUCUUUUUCUUUUAUCCGUUGAUGAGGGCAUAACAGGGUACAGGGAUGACUCACUUGAAACUGUCAAAAGAAAUGAACUUCAGUAUGGGCUGCCCUUAAAAAUUGUUUCCUACAAGGAUUUGUAUGGAUGGACAAUGGAUGAAAUAGUAAAGAUGAUUGGCUUAAAAAAUAACUGCACAUUUUGUGGUGUUUUCCGCCGUCAGGCCCUUGAUCGAGGUGCUGCAUUGCUGAAAGUUGACAAGGUUGCUACAGGACAUAAUGCAGAUGAUAUUGCUGAAACUGUCCUUUUGAACAUAUUACGAGGUGAUAUUGCUAGACUGAGUAGAUGCACUUCAAUUAUAACUGGGGAAGAUGGACCGAUUCCCAGAUGCAAACCUUUUAAAUAUACCUAUGAGAAGGAGAUCGUGAUGUAUGCUUAUUUCAAGAAGCUGGACUACUUCUCCACCGAAUGCAUUUAUUCUCCAAAUGCAUAUCGUGGGUUUGCUCGUGAAUUCAUAAAAGAUUUGGAGAGAAUCAGGCCCAGGGCUAUACUUGACAUCAUUAAAUCAGGUGAGGAUUUUCGAAUUUCCACUACAACCAAAAUGCCUGAGCAGGGAACCUGUGAACGAUGUGGUUAUAUUUCUAGCCAGAAAUGGUGCAAAGCUUGUGUCUUGCUGGAGGGGCUGAAUCGAGGUUUACCAAAGCUUGGCAUUGGUCGUAAUCAAGGCCUAAACAGUGAUGGUAAGAAAGAUAGAAAAAGAGAUAGCAGAACACCAAGUAUUGAGAGCAAGCAAUGUGGAAGUUUGGAAUUCUGAUCCAGAGUUUUAGAUUGCUUAUGGAAUUAUCAAAUUGUUGUUUGAUUGGCCACCCAAGAUCUCAUAUCUUCUCUUUUUAGAGCUUCCUAAUGAAUAGUUAGGCAAACAAAAGCAGUUAAUCGCACUGUUUGAGCUAUUAGAACUAAUCAUGGAAUAGGGAGAUAUUGUGUUCAAUCAUUUUUGGGAUGAGCAACAGAGGAUCGGUUAAUAAUUAUAUUUAGUAUAUAAGCUAAGAUCUCACCGGGGUCUAAUUUAA